Molecule: messenger RNA, 1305 nt
Organism: Botrytis fragariae
Lineage: Eukaryota; Fungi; Ascomycota; Leotiomycetes; Helotiales; Sclerotiniaceae
Exons: 5
Coding region: 1-1305 (434 amino acids)
Source: RefSeq, a predicted model, not a curated record
AUGCGAUACUCUAUCAUUUGGCUUGCCGCGGUCCUGGUAGCUCUUGGGCUCCAGGGAAUCAAUGGUCGAGCCCUGCUUCACCAACAACGAGGUUUACCAUCACUGGCGCCCGAAUGUAUCUCCAAAGAUUGUACUACUUCAAUCAAUCAUGUACACUUUACCAGAAAUCUCAUUCCCAGAAUCGAGGUUUUCAAGCCUAAGCCACCUGUGGAGAUUGUACCAGAGACGGAAGAAACCACAGGAUCAAAUACCGAAACAGAAUCUGAUCCACCACCCCAACAGGAAAUUACGGAGUCUUCUGAUACAUCCAACUCAGAAACUACAACUCAGCAAACUCAGCAAGAGCUUACACAAUCAGAAACUCCCGUAAAAGAGCCUGCUACUAAAGAUCCUACCUUGGUCAACUCGGGAGAUUCAAAGUCCGGUGAGAAUGCACCUCAAGUAUUGGAUGGAGCGAAAUACAUAGCGCGCGGUAGGACAGUUCAAAACAAUUUGGAUGUUGCUAUAAGCAAAAAAGUGGCAGACAAGGUCGUGAGACCUAGGGGAACUGACCCAUCACCUGAUUCAAAUGCUAAUUGUGGGUUUCAAAUUACUGCAGGAGACGGAUCGAUUGCAAAUGUUUACGACGGGUAUGCACUGGUAAACCCUGUCGACAUAGACAUUCCCAACCCGAUACCAGGUGAAACGGCAACACUCAAGGAUUGGGCGUAUUCGAAACUCGCCGAUACAUUCAAAGAGCCUGAACUUGGACUCUCCGGUGAACCAUCUUUUACUGUCUUGAAUUGGGAUAGUGUGGAGUUGAAAGCAGGUCAAGGAUAUAGAAAUGUUAAUCACGGAGGUUAUAACGCUGACGAAGGUAUCAUUGUGGUUGAUGAUGUAGAAGCUGCAAAUGACAACUUGGCCUCGAGCGACCCUGAAAGACUCCAAUCGUCUAGUAUAACAUAUCAGACAUGGGCACAAAUUGCCGGACCUAGUGGUAAGACUGGAGGCUUGAAGAUGGUUAUUCAGCAGAAUGUGAAGAAUGUUGGAACUAGAAAAAUGAUCAAAGAUGCUUAUACAAGCAAGGGUCUUGAUUUCAAGAAAGAUACCGGAGAUUGGGCUAUGGAUCCAAAAGAUGAUGCAAGACAACAAGCAUUUCUUGCAUUGUUGGCUCAGAUAACGGGAGACCUACGGGAUUUUCACAAUUCAUUGGGAGAUAAAAAGGUUACUCGAAUCUUGACUUAUCAGUUCGAGGGUGAUGAAGAUGAGAUAGAAGUCCAUGAUGGCUUAGGUUGGUGGCAUAUGGUCUUGAUUGUGGGAAACUAA